Mycena indigotica is the source of this 1536-nucleotide messenger RNA. RefSeq lists its product as uncharacterized. Gene Ontology annotation, biological process: apoptotic process; negative regulation of toll-like receptor 9 signaling pathway. The transcript has 9 exons. The record is from RefSeq and is a predicted model, not a curated record. Bases 16 to 1536 code for a protein of 506 amino acids. NCBI's taxonomy places the organism in Eukaryota, Fungi, Basidiomycota, Agaricomycetes, Agaricales, Mycenaceae.
CUACGCCAAUGCCUCAUGCAACCCCACCACGACGAACCACUUUCUGAGCAAAAGCUUCGCGAAUUAUACGAUGCAGAUGAAAUAAAUCGAUUUCUCUCUUUCUUUUCGGCUCAUGUCUCUGAAGUUCAAGUGCAAGACCAAGAACCUUCGCCCACAUAUCAACGCCAUUUAGACGAAUCCUCGUGCAUAUCCAACAUAAUUGCAACACGCUAUGUGAUUCCGCGACUCCCGAGUACAAGCCCUACUCCACCUCUCUUUACAUUUGGACGCCUACGACUUACCACUGAGAGACUAUAUCUGUCUUUCUCCGCCUAUCAGCCCUUCUUUGCCUCAUUGCUAGCACUCGCGCGGUGGGAUAAUCGACAAACGAGUGCUGUUUUUUGCACAAUGUAUUGGGCGCUUUGGUAUCAUAACCUACUGCUGCCGUCAAUCAUCUUGCGCAUUCUCUGGUCCCUACUCCGCCGCAGACUGCUCUCUUACCCAACGCUCUCGGAGCUCAAUGCUCACCACGAAGAGAUCAAGCGGUCGAGUGAAUUUGGUCGUGAAUUUGCCGCAAGGUUUUCCGCGACAUCGUCCUUUGGUGCCCGAGAAAUAUGGCGCUUGUUCAGAGUCUUCAACAAACCAAAAGCGAAAACAGCACAUACUUCAAUCGAUGAGCCGCCUGCCACUGUCUUGGACUCUGAAAGUUUGGAGGAGACUGAUCGGGAAAACGAUAUGAAGCAAGCGUGCCUGAAGACUAUGGCAGACAUUGCAGACCUUCACGAGAGAGUUAAAAACAUCUUCAUUUGGCGUCAGCCGACGUCCUCCAUGUUCUAUGGCAUUACCUUAUUUGUGCUCUUCCUUCUAACGCUUCUCGUUCCUGCCGAAUACCUGGCAAAAUUACUCUAUCUGGUCGGCGGUAUUCUGUAUUGGCACAUAGUGCCAGUAAUUGCGGCGCUACCAUCCCAAGAACGAUCCAAAUUGCCUCCACCAUUCGCUGAUGCCCCCACUGAUGCGGACUAUGCAAUGGAGCUAAUCUCUCGUCGCGUUGCUGCUGGUUUGGAUGUCAGCCCCGGGCCUCCCGUUGACGAUGCUGACAAAGCCCAUUCCACUUCAAGUUCAGACGGUCGGCGCUCCGAGUCGGCACGCAACGUGAACUGGAAGAAAUGGGCUGAGAUUGCUGCUCAAGGCCGAAAUUUAGUCAACGAAAGAAGGCGGGUCACCCAUGCGCUGCCUUCACGUUCGUCAGCUGGAGCAGCUCCGACCCACACAUUUCCUGCUCAACACACUUCGGCGCCUGGCUUGAUAACCUUGACUGUUGACAGACUAUAUUUCACCUCACUCGUCUCAUCAAAUGCCGCAUUAGAGAUACCGUUAGUCAGCCUACGUGCCGUGAAGAAGAGGAGGAGACAUGGUCUCUUUGAUUCCCUUUCCCUCACCUGGGUAGAUACUGUAGGGGUUACGCACGUUGAAGAGUUUAUGUGGAUGGGAGCUCGAGACGAACUGUUUGCCCGUCUUGUGGGCGGAGUUGAAGGCAAACGACUAAUCACGGCCUGA